Molecule: messenger RNA, 1116 nt
Organism: Eimeria acervulina
Lineage: Eukaryota; Apicomplexa; Conoidasida; Eucoccidiorida; Eimeriidae
Exons: 10
Coding region: 1-1116 (371 amino acids)
Biological process (GO): nuclear-transcribed mRNA catabolic process, 3'-5' exonucleolytic nonsense-mediated decay
Cellular component (GO): Ski complex
Molecular function (GO): RNA helicase activity
Source: RefSeq, a predicted model, not a curated record
AUGAAGAGGAAAGCUGCUUCUCCUCGCCUUGCAUGUCGAGGUAUUGUUACAAAGGGUUCAAUUUGCUUGGGGGCCCCUUGGGGGCCCCCUGGGGCCCCCGUGGAUGUUGAGGACAUCGGUAGAGACGCAGCAGCAGCAGCAGCAGCAGCAGCAGCAGCAGCAGCGGAGGGGUUUGAAAGCAGCAGCUGCGAAUGGGCGGUAUUAAAAGGCGUUAGCCUCUCUUUGAUUGAGUUGGUGAUAGACAAAAAACUAAAUACACCUUCAGACUUCUCUGUGACAGACCCUAUUCACCUCAACGCACUCGCAACAGAGUUGAGCGUGGAAGCAAGUGGAGGAGGUGCAUGCAAAAGUAUAGAGUUUAAUGAUGUGCUAGCAAAAGUAGAGAUAGACUUCGUACAGCCUCUACUUGAAUUCAAUGACCUGUCUAGACAGCUAGCAAACAACCCUUGCAGCACCUGCCACUUAAAGCUGCAGCACCUCACCCUAGCCUCCAAACAAAUACAGCUUGAGGAGGAACGCGGGUAUUUGGCGGAGUGUCUGAAUGCGCGUUCUUUGGAUUUAUACCCUGACUUGCAAGCGAGAGAAAGGGUUUUAAGGCGGUUUGGCUUUGUUCAUGAAGAAGGCAGACCUACACUGAAGGGGCGGGUGGCUUGCCAAGUUGUCUCCGGGGAUGAGCUGACGUUGGUUGAGUUUGUCUUUAGGAACGGAUUUGAGGGUUUAUCUAUAGAAGAGAUUGCAGCAGUGCUGAGUGCUUUUGUUGGCUGUGAUAGAGAAAGAGAGGAGACACCUGCACCCACAGCUAAACUACAAGACGCUCGCAUACUAGCAGAGACAAUCCACACCGAGUUGCUGACUGCUCAGAAGCAAGAAGGCCUCCGCGUAGCAGAUGAAGACUGGUGGAGACUCUGCAACUUCGAUAUGGCCCUCGUGGCGUACGAAUGGGCCCGGGGAGCGCCGUUUGUGAACGUCAUGCGUCUCACCACUUUGCACGAAGGCUCCGUUCUGGGCCAGGCUAUGGUGUUAACUGGAAACUUCGAGUUGUCGAGACAGCUGGAGACUGUCUCCUCAAGAAUACGCAGAGACAUUGUCUUCGCGACUUCUCUCUAUCUCCACUAA